AUGGCGGAUACACCACUCAAACCCUCAUCCUCGACGUCGGGCUUCUUCCAGGCUCUUCCGACGAUUCCUCCCCAAUACACCAGCCCAAGCUCUCUCCCCAGUAAAUCCACAUCGCUGAAAGAAGGUGCUCGAGCAUCUGACGACCCAGUACUCGCACGAGUCCUAAGCCUAUAUCUCCCCUCUCCUACGCCGAGAGAAGUCUCUUCGGCCCUUCACAAGCUCUCACGUCGCGUGCUCCAGCCAUCCACGCUCCGCCUUGUGGUUGACGCCGAGACGAAUCCGCCCACCCUGCACCCGUUGACGACGUUCGGCGAAGAGAAUCGCUCAGACCCUCUGCAGACGAGCGAAGGCUGGCGUGCUCUCAAGGACAUCGGUAUCGAAGAGGGUGCCGUGGCUCGUGGCUACCGGCUGGAGAGCACGGAUUGGAACCGUCGAGUCCAUCAAUAUGCCAUCAUCCACGUCUGGUCUGCGACGGCUUCGCUGACCAUGUGUCCUGCGUCUAUGACCGAUGGUGCUGCAAAACUACUGUCCAGACACCUGGAGGAUCCUGAUGGAGAUCAGGCUGGGCGACAGGCUGUGUUUCGCGAAGCAUACCGUCGCCUGACAUCCUUUGAUCCGAAGGACGCUUGGACAAGCGGACAGUGGAUGACGGAGCGAAGUGGUGGCAGUGACGUCAGUGGGACCGAGACUCUUGCCCGGAGACUGACAAGUCAGGAGCGUGCAGACGACGCGGCAGCGGGACGUGAUCACGAUGCAACAGGUAUGCCUUUGGGGCCUUGGCGGAUUGACGGGUUCAAGUGGUUCAGCAGUGCGACGGACUCGGACAUGACGAUUCUGCUAGCUCAGACUCCCGGAGGCUUGAGCGCGUUCUAUGCACCGAUGCGAAGACGGGUCGGACCAGGAGAUUCGGUUCAAACCGAAUUGAAUGGCGUGCGCAUUCAGCGACUCAAGAAUAAGCUCGGCACGAAGCAAUUGCCCACGGCGGAGUUGGAGCUCCAAGGGACAAGAGCAUGGCUGAUAGGAGCGGAAGGGCGAGGGAUCAAAGAAGUGUCGGCGAUAUUGAACAUUACCAGGCUACACACGGCGGCGGGCAGCGUGGCGUAUUGGUCUCGUGGCCUGGCGGUGAGUCGGGCAUACACCAAGGUGCGAAAAGUGCGAGGUGGACUCCUUCGGGAUAAUCCACAGCAUCUACGCUGGAUGGCCGAUGAAACGGUCCAGUAUUGGGCUGGAGUUCACCUGACAUUCCUUGGAGUCUCAUUGCUCGGUGUUAGUGAACAAGGCUGGAAUGCCGUGGGACGUGGCACAAGGGCGGCGAGGAUUCUCCCUCAAGACCCUGCGGGCGUCGAAGGUCUCCUGAGGGUUCUCACUCCCGUGAUGAAAGCAAAGGUAAGCCUGCGCAGUGUAGAAGGGUUACGCAGCUGCAUGGAGAGCCUGGGCGGAGUGGGAUACUGCGAGAACAACGAGGAUGGCGGGAUUCUGAACAUUGCUAAGAUUUUCCGAGAUGCCGUGGUCAACACGAUCUGGGAGGGGACUGUCAGUGUCAUGGCUGAAGAUGUCGUGCGCGCCCUAAGGGACAAACAGUUGGGGAUGGGCAAUGUGCUUGACAAUGUUCUCGUGCCCUGGAUUCAAAAUGUCUUGAGCAUCUGCGCUGGUCGAUUCCCCGAUGAGUGCGAGGCGGUGAAGGUGAGAUGGCACACAUUUGGAGAUAUGGCAAGAGGGCUAGACGCUUCCGAGUUACACUGGCGAGGCCGAGAGAUCUUGGAUCACCUCGAAGCGACUGUCUGCGCGUGUCUGCUCAUGUUCGACGCUUGUAGCGAUGGCGACGAGGUUGCUGCUCUGAUCGCGUCGCGGUGGACGUGGUCGCGAGUUCGGUCCAAGGCUGAAGGCCGUGGCCGUCAAUUGGAUUGGGGUCAGGAGGUGAGGAUGGACAAGAGGAUUUUCCUGGGUGAGAAUGAAGACGGCCAAAGCAGCGUUCGAGGCAAGUUGUGA
This is a messenger RNA of Rhinocladiella mackenziei CBS 650.93, 1989 nucleotides long. RefSeq lists its product as uncharacterized. The transcript has a single exon. NCBI's taxonomy places the organism in Eukaryota, Fungi, Ascomycota, Eurotiomycetes, Chaetothyriales, Herpotrichiellaceae. Bases 1 to 1989 code for a protein of 662 amino acids. The record is from RefSeq and is a predicted model, not a curated record. Gene Ontology annotation, molecular function: oxidoreductase activity, acting on the CH-CH group of donors.